Molecule: messenger RNA, 3395 nt
Organism: Salarias fasciatus (jewelled blenny)
Lineage: Eukaryota; Metazoa; Chordata; Actinopteri; Blenniiformes; Blenniidae
Product: Fc receptor-like protein 5
Exons: 19
Coding region: 156-3194 (1012 amino acids)
Biological process (GO): immune response; cell surface receptor signaling pathway
Cellular component (GO): external side of plasma membrane
Molecular function (GO): transmembrane signaling receptor activity
Source: RefSeq, a predicted model, not a curated record
UCUGCAGAGGCUGUGCUGCAGGUGCUGUGCUGAAGAUUGACCCUGGCUGGUCGACUCUUUUCAUUGGAGAGGUUGUUACUCUGACAUGUGACGCUGAAGGAGCAGGCGCAGACUGGGAAUACUGUUUCAACAAAGAUCAACAACAAUGUCAGCUAAUGUCAACAACUAAUUACUACAAAUUCAAUAUAACAUCCACACACCUUGGUGGUGAAUAUGUUUGUGUUGCUCGUCGCAAGGGUUCGUCUGAAACAGAGAAAAGUAACACCGUCUCUUUCACUACAGCAGAGAAACCCAAAGCAACCCUGACACCAGACGCCACGACCAUCUCAGUCGGAGGCUCAGUGAGUCUUUCCUGCUCUGUGAGAGACUCUGAUGGAUGGAAAUAUGAGUUUUACAGAAAAUCAUCAAACACCUGGGAGACAAAUGUUCAGGACAACAGACUCGGGGUAUCUGAAGAAGGAAUUUACCAGUGCAGAGGAAGGAGAGAAACAACAUCAGGUUCUCUUUAUGUCUCUGACAUGAGUGAUGAAGCCACCAUUAGGAUAACUCUCACCAACAAGCCUGUCAUAACACGACAACCCAGCUGGUCUCAGAUAUUCCAGGGUGAGAAGAUCACUCUGACAUGUGAGGUCCAGGGAGGAGAGAAGACUGACUGGUGGUAUUACUGGUUGAAAGAUUCACACCAACUCCAAGGGGAGAAUGAAAAGUUGUUACAACUCACUGCUUCUGAGUCCCUCAAUAGAGAGUAUGAAUGUAUGGCCACGCGCAGAGAUGACUCUUAUUCUUCAACCACAUGGAGUGAAGCCUUCACAGUCUCAUUGUUACCUCAACCAAAAGCUCAACUGGGAACCAAUAAAUUCAACAUGUCUGAAGGCAGCAGAGUGACGCUGACCUGCUCAGUGAAUCCAUCAGCUGGAUGGAAAUACUUCUGGUACAGAGACUCCAAAAACUCCCUCCUGAACACACAUGAUACUGAUGAGUAUCGGAGUCAGUCUGAAGUCUCACAGGAGGGACGUUACUGGUGCAGAGGAGGAAGAGGAGGAAGAGGAGGAAGAGGAGAUCCACUUUACUACACAGAGUACAGUGAUCCCAUCAGUGUCACUAAAAUAAUCCCAAACAAGGCAACCCUGACUCUGCAACACGACAGACCACAGCUCUACCAAGGAGAGACCAUCGCUCUCAGAUGUGCCAUCGAUGGAGGAAACACAGGAUGGGAGUAUGAGUGGGAAACCAGCAGUUUACUCAAACCACCAAAUGUCAGCCAAUACAGGAUGGAGGCUCUUUCUUCACAGCACCAGGGAGAAUACAGAUGUAAAGGAAACAAGCUGAGAGGAGCACAGUCAACAGAUUGGAGCAACACCGUCACACUGACAGUAAUCAAGAAACCCAGAGCUACACUGACAUCAGGGACCACAACCAUCCCAGUCGGAGGCUCAGUGAGUCUUUCCUGCUCUGUGAGAGACUCUGAUGGAUGGAAAUAUGAGUUUUAUAGAAAAACACCAUUAACCAGCUGGGAGAAACUAGUUGAAACAAAUGUUGGGGACAAUCGAGUCGCCCAGGUAUCUAAAGGAGGAAUUUACCGGUGCAGAGGAGUGAGAGAAACAUCAGGUUAUCUCUCUGACAUGAGUGAUGAAGCCACCAUUAGGAUAACUUUCACCAACAAGCCUGUCAUAACACGACAACCCAGCUGGUCUCAGAUAUUCCAGGGUGAGAAGAUCACUCUGACAUGUGAGGUCCAGGGAGGAGAGAAGACUGACUGGAGGUAUUACUGGAGGAGAAAUUCACGAUCACUUCCAAACGAGGAUGAAAAGAUGUUACAACUCACUGCUUCUGAGUCCCUCAAUGGAGAGUAUGAAUGUAAAACCAGACGCAGAGAUGACUUUUAUUCUUCAACCACAUGGAGUGAAGCCUUCACAGUGUCAGUGUUACGACUAAAGCUCAUCCUCUCUGUGUCUCCAUCAUGGUUGAUUCCUGGAGCUUCAGUCACUCUGAUCUGUCACACUGAGCCUCCGUCAGCAGGGUGGAGCUUCUACUGGUUCAAAGCUGUUCCAAACUCUCAGGAUUCCUACACCUAUGAGCCUCUACCUGGUACCAGCAGUGGGACAGCAAACAAUUCCUUCACAGUUCAUGGACAGACACACACAGCAGGAUAUGCAUGUUCAGCUGGACGAGGGGAUCCGCUGAUUUACACACAAUACAGUCGUCCCACAUUUGUCUGGUCUUCAGGUGUUCAUCCAUCAGCGUCUCUCACAGUGAAUCCUGACAGAGUCCAACACUUCACCUCUGAAUCUCUCUCACUGACAUGUGAAGGAAACUCUUCCCAGUGGAGGCUGAUCCAGUUUCUGACUGACGACUCGCUGUUGAGCUUUCUUCCUCCAGCUACAAUCAAUGGAUCAACAUAUAUUAAGAAUGAGGCUCCAAGAAAAGCUGUGUACUGGUGUGAGUCUGGAACAGAGUUCAGCAAUGCCGUCAAUAUCUCCACACACUCUGAUGGCGUUAUCCUGGUGAGCCCUGUGUAUCCUGUACCUGUGGGAGAGUCUGUAACUCUCCUCUGUGUCAUGAAGACUGGAAAUAUUCCCUCUGAUGUGUUUUUCUACAAAAACAACAAACUCAUUGAAAAUGAGAGACGAGGAGAGAUGAAGAUCUCUGCAGUGUCAGAAUCAGAUGAAGGUUUCUACAAGUGUCAGUACAAUGGAAGAGAAUCAGCUCAAAGCUGGAUGGCUGUUCAAUUUGUAUCCAGGCAACAAAGUUUUCCGAUGUGGACAAUUGGGUUAAUUUGUGGACUUUUGCUGCUUAUUUUGCUGCUGCUGCUGUUGUGUUGCUCCAAAAAGACAAAAGACUGGUGCUUCAACAGGUCUCAAAGUUCACAGCAGAGCCAAACUACAGACCACAGCUGCAACCAGCUGGAAGAUCAAUGCAACACAUAUGCUUCUCCAUUCCAAGGUGAAUCCGAUAAUGUGACAUAUUCUUCAGUUGAGCUUAAAAACGUCAAGAACGUGAAGAACAAAAAACCAGAAGAGAGCACUGUUUAUGCUGAUGUGAGGACCACAUCAUCUAAAGAUGAUGAAGUAACCUAUGCUCAAGUCCUCCCCAAUAAACGUAAAGCAAAAGGCAAGAAAGGGAGGACAGCUCCAGCAGCCACUGAAGAAACAGUUUAUUCAGAAGUCAAAGCAGAAACCACUCACGUUAAAUGAGGAGACUUCAUCACCACCACCAACAGAUAACUGCAUCCAGAUUUAUGGAGAGUCUCCACAAUGUCUUUACUGAGGAAGGUGGAAAAGAGAGACACACUCUGAUCUAUACUUCUCUGAUCUGAUCAAUUGCCCUUUUUGCUCUUUUUAGGGUUUUACAUCUAUUUAUGCACAACACUUUUUUCAGCUGUGGUUGUUUUUAAA